GUCAGACGUCUUUUCUUUUCCCGUGAAGAAGCCAGGAGAAAAUCGAAAAAAUUUGGAAAUUCUUCGUUUUGUGACGACAGCUCUCAAGUUUAUGGAAAACCAUCCAAUACGCAACCAUCAAAUCCAUUCUCGACGGUGUGAUUCACCACAACAAGAAUCUUUCGGGCCGUCGCAUACUGACGGUGGAAAACCCUUCGAUCAGGAACGGGUAAGCCCCAUCAUUUGGUCCUUCGAACCGGAUCGAAGGUUCCCCCGACCAGAAGGGCAGGUGUGGUGAGUACACCAUUUUGUUUGCAAGUUCAUUUGGUGGUGUUGGGUGGCAAGUAGACUCGCGUGGGUGGUAUGCCCGUGUCGGGAAUAAUUACGUUCGUUUUUGUGCACCAUCCUCGAGUUAUUCGUUCGCCUAAAAAGUGGUAAACCGUGACGGGAAGGAUACAUUCGUUCGAUUUUUACCAUUUUUCGAUAUCCGCGUCGUGUAAAAGACAUUACAACGCACAAUUUACGUUCCAAUCUUCCGAAUUUUGAUUCCGUAUAUUCGAUCUGUGGUGGUAGUGAAGUGGUGAUAGUGUAGUGAACCAAGAUGUCCAGACCAGAGAAGAAGUUGGUCGAAUGCUUUAUGAAGCGCAAAGCACUAUUCGUCGUUCGUGAUUCCGUUGAAGUGUUCAUCAAUAAUUUUGACAACCAGAAUGACGUUUUCCAGAUUCCGAUUCGUGUUGAAGCGUUGGACAGAGUCUACAACGAAUUCAUUGACCUGCAAACGGAGAUCGAAAAGUAUGAUGAUCCUGAGAAGUUUGAGGAGCAUAUGCAAGAACGAGCAACGUUCGAGGCGCGAUACUGUUCGGCUAAAGCCAAUCAUCCUCCAGCGAAUUUCCACCUGCGAUUACCCAAGAUUGACCUUCCAAAGUUUGACGGAGAUUUGUCUAGAUGGCUUUCCUUCCGUGAUACGUUUACAUCCAUGGUCCAUUCCAAUGCGGAUAUUCCGACAGUAGCGAAGAUGCAGUACCUCUUACAAUCACUGGAAGGAGAAGCUCAUAAGCCAUUCGAGUCAACCGAUAUAAGUGCGGAUAAUUACGCAUUAACUUGGGACGCUUUAUUGAAGCGUUACGACAAUAAACGUUAUUUGAAGCGUCAGCUAUUCCGAGCUUUGUAUGACCUCCCGCCACUCAACAAAGAGUCACCCCAAGAGCUGCAUGACCUGGUUGAUGAUUACCAACGGCAUGUCAAGGCUUUAGCGAAGCUGAACGAACCAGUCAUCCACUGGGACACACCGUUAAUCAACCUGCUAAGCUACAAACUGGAUUCAACAACCCUCCGAGCCUGGGAGGAGAAGACUAGUAGCGCUGAUGACAUCACUUACGAGGAGUUGGUUGAUUUCUUGUACCAGCGUGUCCGAAUGUUGAAGUCCGUCGUCACCGAUCUGCAGCAACGCUCCAAUCAAGUCGGCCAAGUCAAGGUGGCCGGUUCCACACCAAACCAGAAGAAGCCAUUCAAGAUGGUAUCCAAUUCCGCCACGACCGAAACUAAGAGUUUCAUUCCGCAUUGUAUUGCUUGUCCAGAAAACCAUUUGUUAUUCCAAUGUCCAGCAUUUUCCAAGAUGUCCGUUUGUCAACGCAGAGAACUGGUAUCCCAAAAACGCCUAUGCUGGAAUUGUUUCCGUUCUGGACACCAAAGUAGGAAUUGUACGUCCAAGUAUGAUUGCCGAAAUUGUCACCAGAGACACCACACGCUGCUGCACGAAUCUGCAGUCCCGAAAGUACAAUCCACUCCAGUUGUCAUGUCUGGUCAGUCAUCCCAGCAACCGAAUCCACCCACGUUGACUGUUGUCGAAUCCCCUGGAUCAGCGAAUCCGAAUCCCCAAGUGAGUUUGUCGGCACAGUCAUAUCAGUCCACUGUCCUAUUGGAAACGGUUAACCUCCUUGUCGUAGACCAGAAUGGCAAAGAGCAUCCUGCUCGCGCGCUCCUAGAUUCGGGAUCAAUGUGCAGUUUUAUUACGAAGAAAUUAUCCAAUGUACUCAACCUCCGCCGCACGAAAGUUGACAUCGCCGUGUCUGGAAUCGGUGAAGCAUCGAAGCAGAUCAAGCGCAAGUUGACUGCUACGAUUAAAUCCAAGUUGCUUUCGUAUAGUACAACUCUCGAUUUUCUGAUUUUGAAGAAACCCACAGUAUGCCUGCCAACUACGCCGAUUGAUAUUUCCUCGUGGCAGUUCCCUGAUGUUCCGUUAGCCGACCCACGAUUCCACAUUCCAGCCGACGUUGACAUGAUUGUCGGUGGAGAAGUAUAUUAUGACCUGCACACCGGUUGUAAGAUUUCCUGCGGCGAAGGAAAACCUGUAUUCGUCGAAACCUCGUUCGGAUGGACUGUUUCUGGGAAAGUAGUCAUCCAAUCACCCGAUGUUCCACGUGUUUGUCACCUCACCACUGUAGACCGAAACCUGGAACAAGCCCUCCAGAAGUUCUGGGAGCUAGAAGCUGUUGAACCCUGCUCCAUGUUAUCCGCUGAAGAAAAUUUCUGUGAAGAUCAAUAUGCCACUACCACCACUCGCGAUUCGUCGGGUCGUUACGUUGUGUCCUUGCCACUCACCCGCGAUCCGCUCGUCACUCUCGGCGAAUCACGUUCAAUCGCCGAGCGUCGCUUCUUGAACCUUGAAAAACGACUUGAGCGAGAUCCAACCACCAAAGUUGCCUACUGCCGCUUCAUGGAGGAAUACGAACGCCUAAACCACAUGAAGAAGCUCGUGGAUCCAGUAGACGAAACCAAGCCACACUGUUUUCUCCCACACCACCCGGUGUUCAAGGAAUCCAGCACCACUACGAAGGUUCGAGUUGUGUUCGAUGCAUCCUGCAAGACGUCUUCUGGAUUCUCUGUGAAUGACCUGCAACUAGUUGGACCCGUCGUUCAAGAUGAUCUGCUAUCGAUCCACAUCCGAUUCCGCAUCCACCAAAUUGCAUUCGUCGCCGACGUCGAAAAAAUGUAUCGACAGAUCCUAUUGCGUCAGCCGUUUCGUCGAUAUCAGCUCAUCCUCUGGCGUCCUAGUCCAAACCAGCCAAUUGCUACGUACGAACUGAACACUGUAACGUACGGUUUCGCGUCAUCACCAUUCUUAGCUACACGCACCCUUCAGAAAAUCGCGCAGGACGCAAGUGAUAUCCAUCCAGCCGCAUCCGCGGUAGCCCAGAAGGAUUUCUACGUGGAUGAUUUCCUGUCUGGUGCCGACACCGUUGAAUCCGCUAUCCAAAUACGCCAAGAAAUGACUGCCAUGCUUUCAGCAGCAGGUUUCCCGUUGAAGAAGUGGGCUUCAAACUCACCAGAAAUCCUAGUUGAUAUUCCCGAAGAAGACCUAGCCUUUGCACCGUACCAUGAUCUCCAGGACGAUCAAUCCGUUUCCACACUCGGACUCAUCUGGGAACCGAGAAUCGACAUGAUGAGUUUCAAGGUUCAAUUUCCACUGCUAGCAUCUGUUUUAACUAAGCGGAAGAUUAUGUCGUACGUGGCGCAGAUUUUUGACCCACUUGGCCUGGUGGGACCAAUCAUAGUCAUCGCCAAACUCUUCAUGCAGCGUCUAUGGGCAUUGAAAACCGAAGCUGGAGAUUCAUAUGAGUGGGAUCGUCCUCUUCCUCCACGUUUGCAAUCCAAGUGGAAGGAGUUCCACGAAACGUUAGAUACUAUCGCAUCUCUUCGAAUUCCACGCUGUGUAACCGUAGCAAACGCAACCUCAUUCCAACUCCAUUUCUUUUCCGAUGCCUCACAGAAGGCUUACGGAGCAUGUUGUUAUGUCCGCUCAGAAUCCGCUGGGGUUGUUCGUGUCCAAUUGCUGACUUCCAAGUCCAAAGUAGCACCGCUGGCCAAACAACAAACCAUCGCACGUCUGGAGUUAUGUGGGGCUGUACUCGCAUCCAAUCUCUAUAAAAAGGUGGCCCAUUCCAUUCCGAAACCUGCUGAAUUCUUCUGUUGGACAGAUUCGUCAACUGUAUUACAUUGGUUGGAGUCUUCGCCGUCCCGAUGGAAAACUUUCGUAGCUAAUCGGGUAGCUAUGGUUCAAGAAGCUACAGAAUCCUGCCACUGGAACCAUGUUUCCGGAACAUCCAAUCCAGCUGAUCCCCUCUCUCGUGGCGUCAAUCCAAUCGAUCUCAAACAACUUCCCAUUUGGUGGAACGGUCCGAACUGGUUAUCCCUGCCACCAUCCGAUUGGCCUGUUAACGAAAUGCCAUCCCUUGACCCACAUUGGAUGUCGGAGGCCAAAAACAACGUAACCAUGAUAGCCACACUCAAUUCCAACUUUUCCGAUAAAUUAUUCAGCCGAUACUCCUGCUUCAGCAAACUUCGUCGAUUUAUUGCAUACUGGAUGCGAUAUUUCCGUGCCCUGAAAGCCGCCGUCAAGAAGACCACCAUCGAACCUUUUGAGACCUUAACAACUGACGACCUCCGUGAUGCAGACAUCGCCCUUUCUCGGCUAGCCCAGCGCGAAUCAUUUCCAGAAGAAAUGUCCAAUCUUAUAUCCGGGGAACGUAUUCCUACAUCGUCAGCAUUGAAGUGGUUGCAACCGAAAGUCAGCAAGGAAGGUGUCAUCCGAGUUGGUGGAAGACUCGGCAACGCCCCCGUGUCCGAAGAUGUAAAGUUCCCAAUUGUCCUCUCGUCGAAGCACCGGUUAUCCGUCCUGCUAGCCAAGUACUACCACCAUAUGCUGCUCCAUGCCGGUCCCCAGUUGAUGCUUUCUUCGAUUCGCCAGAAAUUCUGGAUCAUCGGUGGCCGUAACUUAGUUCGCCGCACGUACCACCAAUGUCACACGUGCUUCCGCAACAAACCCACCCUGGUGCAGCAGAGUAUCGCCGACCUGCCUACAACAAGAGUGACUCCGACCAGACCAUUUGCCGUAUGCGGUAUUGAUUACUGCGGUCCCGUAUAUAUCAAAUCUCCGGUGCGUAACCGGACUCCUACUAAAGCGUACAUCGCAAUAUUUGUAUGCUUCGCUACACGUGCCGUCCAUAUCGAGCUUGUAUCUGAUAUGUCAACACCGGCUUUUAUGGCCGCUCUCCGCCGUUUCGUCGCUCGCCGUGGAAAGAUGAAGGAAAUCCACAGCGACAACGGCACCGCCUUCAAGGGCGCAGCAAACGAACUGCACAGACUCUACGCCAUGUUAAAAUCCAACCAAACCGAACGAAAGCAGAUCCUCGACUGGUGUGCAGAGAACGAGAUUAUCUGGCGUUUCAUCCCUCCGCGAGCACCACACUUUGGAGGGCUGUGGGAAGCAGCCGUUAAAUCAGCUAAGCAUCACCUGUUACGUGAAAUCGGCAAUGUAAACGUUGGCUACGAGGACAUGUGCACUUUAUUGGCCCAAAUUGAAAUGUGCCUGAAUUCGAGGCCCCUGGUUCCAAUUCCAACCGAUCCUUCAGACCUGGAAGUCUUAACUCCAGGACAUUUCCUGAUUGGAGCCAGUUUCCAAGCCGUUCCGGAAAACAACUUGUGCGACAUUCCGGAUAAUCGUCUGACGCACUUUGAGCUCGCUCAGAAGCGAUUCCAACGAAUCUGGUCCAGAUGGGCACCAGAAUACCUCCAGCAACUCCAGUCACGCGUUACAAGGUCCAAGCCACCAGUAACCAUCAAACCAGGUGCCGUCGUGGUAAUCAAAGACGACAAUCUACCACCAAUACAAUGGCCGCUCGGAAGGAUCACUAAGGUUCAUCCGGGCAAAGACGGAGUGGUACGUGUCGUCACCCUGAAGACUGCAUCAUCCGAAGCAAUCGUCAGACCUGUGGCGAAGAUUGCGCUAUUACCAACAGCAGAAAAUCAUCAUCCGGAUCCUGAAAAAUGAGACCUGGUAGAGCACGCCAAAAUUUGCUCGAUGCCUUCGUGGGAACCAAGCAGGUAAUUGCGGUUCCAAUACGUAUCUUUAUCUUGUCAGGUCUACCUGGUCUUUUCAAUCCCCAGAUGACGAUACCCUGGGCUACUUAUAACAAUCUACAUCGAGUUCAAUUCCCGGCGAACCAUAACAAACCGAUCGUUGCCGGCAAAUCACGUGCUCCUGUUGCGUCUUCACAACAACUGAGACUAGUCUCGAAUCUUUAAAUAUUUAGUUUAAAAACAACGACAACAUUGUUAAGUAAUAGAAUUGAACUAGCUAAACCAGUUCAAGGUGGCCGGAAUGUUGAAGUAUGUCAUGAUUUUUUCCAUUUUUUAAAUAUUGUAACUGCAAGGAGGCUAUGGGAAAUAUAUAUUCGCUUGGAAACCGACAGAGG
This is a messenger RNA of Toxorhynchites rutilus septentrionalis, 6233 nucleotides long. RefSeq lists its product as uncharacterized. Gene Ontology annotation, molecular function: nucleic acid binding; zinc ion binding. The record is from RefSeq and is a predicted model, not a curated record. Bases 581 to 5809 code for a protein of 1742 amino acids. The transcript has 2 exons. Lineage: Eukaryota; Metazoa; Arthropoda; Insecta; Diptera; Culicidae. Gene Ontology annotation, biological process: DNA integration.